ACAGCUGGUGUUUCAUAUUGCUGAGAAAAAUGGAAAUUUAAGUUCCUAAUACCUACAGCAUGUACAGCUAUACUGGAAGCUCAUGAUAAGAAAUAGUUUAAAUUUGUGAUUUCUUGGGCUUGUGUAGUUAUUGGAAUGUUUUAGUUUGACAUUACUUUGAUGCAUGCUGUGUAAUUUCACCCAUUUUCUUUCAGGAAGUGCAUUAAUUGGUGUCAUAUACAUGCACUGUUGUGUUGAAAUGCUCGGUUAACAAAAUGACCAGAGUGUAUAUUGACCAACAUGAAGGCGCUUAUCUUAUAGAGAAUAUGAUUUUUGAAAUUCGAAAACUAUAUCAUUAAUCUUCAUUUGUUUUUGGUAGCAGUUCUGGGAAUCUGUUUACAUGAGGAUGUGGUUAUAACUGCCAGAUUGCAGUGACUUUUAUUUGCUCUGUCGUGUGUGAAUGGUAACAUAUCGAUCUCAGGAGAAGAGGUACAGGUGUUAAUUACAAUAUGCUCAAGAUGCAAACAGCUGAUGGAGGGACGAUAAAGUAAUGAUUUGAGAUUUUGAAAUACCAAUGUAUACUCCUUCCAUUUAGAUGGCUGGAGACAUAAAGAGGAGAAACAAUGCUUGAGGAGUCCCUGGGGCUCCACGUCCUCCCUGCUCUCGCAGUCUCGGGGGUGGGGCUGGUGCUGUCUAUAUACCUCCUUCUCCUCUGCAUCUGUGGUAAAAGUAAAGAAAAGGAUGAAGAAAACAAGGAAGAGACCAUACACCUACGAAAUGGGACAGAUUCUCAGGUAAAUAGCGUCGCUUUGAACAUUGAAGACGGUGUGACGGUUCUACAAACUCCGACAACCAAUGGGAACAUCAGAAACAGUGGGGGAAGUCCUAAGGCUGGAUCCUCCCCUCAUCCUCCAGGAGCCAAUCAUAGAGAACUGCCACAGCCCCCAACCUCCAGCAGAAACACCAUCGGAGGAAAGACCAAUCCAUUCCAGGGGGACACGUCAAACAAGAGGAAUACAGUGGGGGACGUCGGAGUGACUGAGGACCAGGAUGACUACGACCACCUGAUGCGCCAGGGCUUCCAGAAAGACAACUUGAGGAGGUCUAAUUACGACCACAUACAACUCGGGCAGGAUGGUCAAUUCCAUGUGCAGGCCAGAAAGACAGAAGCUCCUCGAGAGGAAAUGCCAGAGAAUGACUAUGCUGAAGUGGAGAGGGAAAAUAUUUAUGAAGGUGUGAAGGACAAGCAGCCAGAAACAGAUGCCAAGGCAGAUUUUCCUUCUGUGACAGCCACUAGCAAAAAACCUUAUGAUCCAUAUUCAAGUGUGAAUGAUGAGGAGGAGGAUUCUGUUGUUCCAGAAGUUGAAAAGAAAUCUUUUGAUCCUUAUUCAAAAAUGAAGGACGGCGACUCAAACUCUGGCUCUUUUGACAAGAAGGCAGACGAUGAGAAGCAUGCCAGUGAUAGCACACCAGUGAAAAAGAAAGAAUUUGAUCCAUACGCCAGUGUGAAGGAUGGCGAUUCUAACUCUGGGUCCUUUGGCGCAAAACCUUAUGAUCCUUAUUCCCGAGUGAAGGAUGAUAAAGAUUCAAGUGGAGGAACAUUCAAGGACAUAGAUCCUUACUCUACAGUUAAAGAGGAAAGGACCCCGAGGGGGAAGGGAAAAGAUGACCCUUAUUCUAAAGUUAAGGAAAAUGACAUAUCUGUUGCUGACGACAUUGAAGAUCCAUAUAAUAAGGUUGUAGAUGACCCUUAUAACAAGGUGAAAGGUGAUGACCCAUACAAUAAAAUGAAGGAUGAUGAUCAAUUUAACAAAGUUAAGGAGGAUGACCCCUACAACACUGUCAAAGGUGAUGAUCCCUACAACAAAGUGAAAGAUGAAGAGCCAGAUGAUCCCUACAACAGUGUGGAUGAAGAUGAAGGUACCCCUGAAGGAACCAAAGGUCCACAAUCUUAUCAGUAUUCCACAGUGAACAAGGUUAACCAGGAGCUGAGGGAGGGUGGUUUUAGUGUAGUGGGGGAAUACGCCCAGGUGAUGAAAAACAAAGACAAUGAUGCCAAUGCCAACAGACCCCUUCCCACCCCAAAUAAUAAUACCCCCAAUAGAAGGUCUGACCCAGAUCCCUACCAGCUGCCACCAGAGCCACCCAGGCGGUAUCAGGAAGAUUACAAUGAAGGGGGGAGCCAAUCUGUGGCGUCUCAUUCUACAAAUGGUCACACUACUGUAGUGAUGGUGGGGACCAAUGGCGGUUCUGGAGCCACUGCUGGUACGGUAGCUUCAGCAACAACAAACAACACAGGCAGCACAACAACAGUGACAGAACUUACAAAUCGCAAGGAACCCCCGUACCACAAAUUGACAGCCCGGGAAUCCAUGGCCAGCAUCAAUGCCCGGCGAGCACUCAACACGUAUGAAGAGGUCACUGAUAGAGAGAACAUGUAUGCAACGGUGGAGGGAGGAUCAGGUGAUGGCGUAGUAACAUCCAAGGGUGCAACACAGAACAGCCAGCAUCCAAUCCGACAGGAGUUGUACGAAGAAAUUCCUAAUGGGGAUCAGCUCUCAGCCCCUGCACCUCCUUCUCUGGAUACACUCCACCUUAUGACUGAAGGUAAAUCCCGCCUGUCCGGUGACACAACUGGUAGCAACAGAUCCUCAUACGCAGAGAGCCAGAAAUCACCUGGGGCAACAGCUAGUCCACGCUUCUCUACAGGGUCAGCAGAAGUGGUGUCCACUGGGAUGGUCAACCCAGCCUUUGAUGGUGACCCAGAUUCCAUGGUGGUAUCACUGGACCCAAAUUACACAACAGUAAGAGACUGCAUUCCUGACAGGCAGGGGGAAGGUGAUCCAAAUUAUGAAAGUGUGGAAGAAGUCAAAUCAAAAGUGCAUCAGGUGGAACAGGAAGAACAGAGGAAAGCCAUGAUGGAGCGAAAGAAACGAGUGCAUGUGUACGAGGAGGUGAAAGAGGGGGAGACAAAUCCUGUCAGAGAGCGUGUGCUGGGCAGGCACAUGUAUGAGGACUUGGAUGGUGUCAAGACAGAGAAAGAAGAGCUGGAUAAGAAAGAGGAAGGUCGUAAGGAAUCAGAAGUGUGGAAACGCAGAUCUGACGUGUUAUGUGAAAAGCUGUAACUGCUAAUACAGACCAUCGUCUGUCAGCAGAAGACAUUUUGUUCAGUUGUGAUAUCUUUCAUAUUGAUGUUGUUAUUGUAUGUACUAUGUGCUUCUUGUUAAUUUUGAUUGUAUAUUUAGUUAUAUUGAAUUACUGCAUCAUUUUGAACAGCUGGAACCAAACUCAUUAUAAUCCUCAAAAUACCGUGUAAUUUACAAUUGUUUUAAUGAUGCAUUGUAUCAUUUAUCCUUUAUUUUAAUUCGUGUAUUUCAUGAACUGUUGAAAUUCUCUAAUUUUCAUAUCAAGAAAAAUAGCAAAACUGGUUUUAGAAAGAAGUAGUAUUAGCAUUGCGAUUUCAUUUGUAAAUGAAAACUGAUUCGUAAGGCCUCAUUUCUAAUAUUUUAGAUUUACAAGAAAAUUCCUACCUACAUUUUUACCAGUUUACAGAAAAUAAAAUCAGAAGAUAGCAGUUUCUGUUAUUGAUAGCUAAAUAAAUACUUUUAUAAGAUAUGGAAAAGUACCUAAAUUUAGCAAAACUUGUCAUUUUACCAUUAUUAUUUUUAUACAUUAUUUAUGUAACUACAGGUAUAAAUUAAACUCAAUGCCGAAUGCUUAACCCUUUAUACUGCUAUCUUUUAUUACUUGUGAGAUUUUGAGAGUAGAAAAGAGAAUUCGACAUAUGCAUAUAAUUUUUCCCCAAACAGACCAAAGAUGUAUCUCAUUUUAUACUGGCAGUCUUUUGUUUUGUCCAAUAAUUGUCUUUAUUUUACCUAAAUGUUUUGUCAUUUUUUUAUGACCCAUUUUUAGAUAGAAAAAUGAGAAUGACUGAGUUCAUAAUUUCAUUAGAAUCAAAUUUCUUGUGAGUUCAUGAAGCUGAUGGAUGAAUGUAAUUAAAUUGACAUUGUUGAAAUCCAAGUGCAAAUUUACUGAUUUAAUUAUUUUACACAGAAAAAUUUGUAUUCAGAUGCUACAAAUGAUCGCUUGAUCAGUGUUACUAGGUAACAAAUAUGUUUUUUCAAGUUAUGCCUACAUUUAGUAAUGCUUCAUUCUUAUCAAUACAAUUAUAUUAGAUAGAAAUUAUUUAUUUCUGAUAGACUUCACAUAUCAAAGCUUACACAUCACUGUGUUUAUUGCGAAACAUCAUUUAAUUUAUUUACUAAAUGAACGUAAAAUCCUUUUAACAUUGAAAUAUAUAUCUAUAAGAUUGUUGUAUAUUAAAGCAUCUAAAUGUAUUUAAUACAUGUAUAUGUCUUGGACAUUUAUUAUCCUUAAUUUUUAUUUCGAAGGGGUUGGGGGGUUGGUUGAUAUUUAGAAAAUUUUGAAAAAUUUUGUUUCAUUUCUACACAUACCAUAUAUUUCCUAUUUUUUGCAAGUUUAAGUUUUAAAGUAUGAUGUCAACGGGAGAAUUACUGAUGCUGAACUUUAUUUUUACGUAAAUACCCAGAACUAUGAUGUCAAAGGAGGACCUUUAGUGUUGUGAUGUACGGUGUAACAAACAUUGAAAUAAAAGGCAAAGUGCA
Molecule: messenger RNA, 4604 nt
Organism: Ostrea edulis (European flat oyster)
Lineage: Eukaryota; Metazoa; Mollusca; Bivalvia; Ostreida; Ostreidae
Exons: 9
Coding region: 603-3104 (833 amino acids)
Source: RefSeq, a predicted model, not a curated record